Scheffersomyces coipomensis is the source of this 4233-nucleotide messenger RNA. It is a transcript of the gene ZCF14, whose product is annotated as Zcf14p. Gene Ontology annotation, biological process: positive regulation of transcription by RNA polymerase II; DNA-templated transcription. Gene Ontology annotation, molecular function: DNA-binding transcription factor activity, RNA polymerase II-specific; zinc ion binding; RNA polymerase II cis-regulatory region sequence-specific DNA binding. The coding region runs from base 407 to 4156 and encodes 1249 amino acids. The transcript has a single exon. Gene Ontology annotation, cellular component: nucleus. The record is from RefSeq and is a predicted model, not a curated record. Lineage: Eukaryota; Fungi; Ascomycota; Pichiomycetes; Serinales; Debaryomycetaceae.
UUAUUUAUUUAUUUAUUUAUUUAUGUAUGUAUGUAUUCAAUUAAUCAAUUAGGUUAAAUAGUAAUAUAACCACUAUUUAUAUAGUUAAAAAUUAAGAAUGAAAUUUGAUAUUGCGGCUAUAAGAGAUAAACGGGGUUAUUUCCGAAUGGAGAUAUUUCCUCACUCAGCCAUGUCAAAAACAGAAAGUAAAAAAUAUGAGAAAUUCAAAAUUGAUAGUUAUCUUACUUCUUUAGAGACAUUGGAUUGUAUUAACUACUAUAGAUAGUAUCAAAUCUGAUACAUAAUAGGAAACAUAUCAUAAGUGAGAUCUUCAGACGUCAGAUCUGCUUAAUCAAAACAAAUUGGACCAAAAAAACUGUGGCGAAGUUACCUUCAAAUAUACCCUAGAAAUUAACCAUUAUUAAUUAUGAUGCUUGAUGAUCCAAAGAAUAAAAAGAGAAAUAGGCUAUCGUUGAGUUGUAACUACUGUAAGAGGAGGAAAGUGAAAUGUGAUAGAGGUAGACCAUGUUCAAGUUGUGCUCGAUAUAAUGUGGGUCAUUUGUGUGAUUAUCCUGAACCAGUUUGGUCUGAACCUGCGAUUAUACAGGGAAAUACCAAUCAAUCAAGUAAUUCAGAUAAUGGUUCAUCUGGUAGUAAUGGUGGAUCAAUGUCUGCAUUCUCAGUGCAAAGAUUUCAUCCUCUGCUGCCUGUUACCUCCAAUAAUAUGGGUUCUCAAACCACUUUUCACGUUCCAACCCCUACUAUGACUAGUGCCGCACCAACAGUAAAUAAUAUCAUUAAUGAUAUACAAUCACCUCAAACUACAGGUGUUCAUUCGGAAUUGGAAGAAUUGAAGAAUAAAAUAAGAUUGAUUGAAGCUUCAUUAGAUAAAAAGUCAACUGAUCUGCCUCCAGCUCCUCAAUCUGGUAAUCAACACUUAAAGAGACAUCAUAGUCAAACCCAAAGUCAACUUCAAAAUAAAUUCCAUCAACUGCAAUUACAACCUCAGGUUCAAAUACCCACUCCUCCACCACCCCAUCCUAUAGGCUCCACUACGGCAGUGGCUUCUCCACCUCCAUUAAUGAACCAUCCUCAUAUCUAUUCAAAGUACAAUUCACCCCCUGAUUCAGCUCAUAUACCUAUCAAAUUACCUCCAAUCCAUUGGGAUCCUAAUAAAGCACAACUGAGUAAUACUGGUUAUUAUAUCCCACGCGUUGAAAAUAAACAUGAGCAUAAUUUCAACUGGGAUGAUUUUAAAUAUAAUAUAGAUACUAAUCCAACUUAUGUGGGUAUAAAUCCAUUCGGAUCAAAUGAAGAGGAAAUGAAUUUCUAUGUGGGAUAUACUCCUAUUCAUAUCAGAGAUACAUCUAGACGAAUGAAUUAUGGUCCAUUUUCUUGGUUAUCAAUUAUGAAGAAAGAUCUGGGAUUAAAGGCUUUAUGGUUAUUUAUGGCCCAAAAGAAGAGUUCAAAAGCUGAAGUGAUUCGUCAAACUAUCCGAACAGAAAAACUCCCUCUUGGAAGUCAAUUACCAAGUUUCGCUACUAAUGAGAAUUUUAAACCUAAGAAUACACCUAGUGGUAAAUCAAUGGAUUCAAAUACUAAUAAAUUGGAUCUGGAAUCUGAAUUUAGAGAAAAAGCCAUAGAUAGAGAUGGAUAUAAUGAUUUAAGAUUAUAUGGGAAUGUUCUGAAAGUGCUGAGUUCAGUCAGAGGUAAUACGGUUGAGAAAGUCACUCCCCCAGAGGAUGAAGAAGUUAAAAGACCUAAAGAUGAUAAAGUUGAUAAUGAAAGAGUGUUGAUGAAUAAGCAUGCUAUUUCAUUAGGUUUAACUGUGUUUGAAGGAAAAAUUGAUCAAGAAUUACAAUUGAUUGAAAAGAUUCAAGUCAUCCUACCUAAACAGAAAGUUAUCUGGACAUUAAUAAAUAAGUUUUUCCUUUAUAUGUAUCCAUAUAUGCCAUUCAUUGAUGAGAUUUAUUUCAAACAAGAAAUGGCUAGAAUCUUAGGUCCAGAAGGGUAUGCUGAUGAUCCAAUCCAAGCUUUGAAAGUUGAGAAAAGAUUAGAUUUCGCCAAUAUUGGGAUUCUUUUAUUGAUUUUAAGAUUCACUUAUUUAUCAUUAUUUUCGAAUAGAAAUGGAGUUAAUGAAAAUAAUUUAAAUUCAAAUGAUCCAUCUACCAAAGCCCAGGAAUUAAAAUAUCUUUUAUCGAAUCCAGUUAAUAUUGAUUUAAUUUCAAUGGCCCAAUUAUGUCUUGAUCAAUUCGAAUUAUUAAGAAAGACAAGUUUGGUGGUUUUACAAUGUGCAUUUUUCAUGAGAUUAUAUCAUAUGUUUUCACCUGAAGAUGGUGAUGGUGGGGAUGGAGGUGAUUCUCAAAUUUUCAAUGGUAUGCUUGUUCAAAUGGCUUAUUCUAUGGGGAUUAAUCGUGAACCAGAUACGUUUGAUGAUAUUUGUAAUGAUGAUAAAGUUAAUAAUCUUGGUCGUAAAAUAUGGUUCUUUUUAAUGAUUUCUGAUUUAAUUCAAGCUUAUCAAUAUGGUAAUCCUUUAAGUAUCAAUGAAAAAUAUUUUGAUACAAGUUUACCAUAUUAUAAAACGGGAAAUCAAAAUAUUAAUGAUGUCGAGAUGGAAAAACAUGUGAUUAGUACCUUUGCUUAUUUCAAUAAGUAUUAUUAUAAAUUGGUUGCCAUUCUUGAUGUUUGUUUAGAUAUUCGAAAAUUCACAAAAUUAUCUCAAUUAACUAAUCUUAUUAGUGAUUUUGAAAUUCAUUUACUGGAACAUUAUGGUACAUUAAAUAAAUUCAUGGUUCCAUUUCAAGAAGAUAAAUUUAAAUAUCCAUUUAUCAAGACUAUGAAAUGUAAGAAUUAUAUUAAUAUGAAAGGGUUCUUAUUAUCAUUAUUUUUCCAUCUUUAUUUAUAUUAUGAAUCAAAUAAUAAGACUGAUUUCUCCUACUUUUAUCUCAAGAAGAUAUUUUCCAUUUCAACGGGAGAAUUCAUUCCUAAUUAUUUCAAUUUAAUUUUGGAUAAUGAUACUAAUUUUGGUGAAGCUGCUGAUUUAAUCUUGAAUCCAUCCAUUGAAACAAUGAUUCAUAAAACAAGUCAAAUGAAUUUCGCUAUUUUAGUAAGAAUAAAUUCCACCAUUCAUAGAAUGAAAAAUGAUCCUGAUCAUGUCGUUAACUUGAGAAAUAAUUUCGUUUAUAAAUUUAGAUAUUCGAAAUUAUGUAAGAUCUCCAAGAUUUUAGAAUUCAUUACGAAAUAUUGUAUUGCGGCAUUAUCAAGAUUAAGUCAAAGAUAUUAUUAUGCCUGGAGAGUCACUAAAGCUCAUUCAUUUUUAUUGAAAUUGAUAUCCGGUGAAGAAUUAUACGUUCAUUCAAAGAAUAAUCCAAGAAUGGAAUUUUUAAAUCUUACUACUGAUCAAUUAAAUGAAUUGAUUUUUAUUCUUGAAAAUUCAGUUAAGAAAUUUGGUAAAUCAAAGAUUGGUCAUGCUAGUACCGAAUUAAUCGAUGAAUAUAAUGAAGAACUUGAUAUUUCUCAUCCAAGUACAAGAUUUAAAGAUAAUUCUUCUCUAAAUGUUAACGUGGCUAAUAAUGUUGACAAUGAUGCACCAUCAUCAUCAUCUGCUACAGCUGCCGCUGCCGCUGCUGCCACCGCUACUACAUCUGGUAGUAGUAGUGCUGGUAAUGGUGCAACCACUAAUCAUAAUGGAUCAAUAAGUAGUUCCAAAUCAUAUCAAACCACUGCCACCCCAUUCAGUCAUGCCACACAUCAUAGUAUUCCAUCAUCAGUUGAUUCUAAUAAUAAUUCCGAAUUAGAUGAUAUUCAAUUCCUUGAGAAUGCGGAGAUUGAUAAAUUAUGGUAUCAAAUGGCAAGUAUGAAGUAUAAUGGAAGUAAUGCCAGUAAUAACAAUAAUAACCCUAAUAAUGGUAUGAACAAUGAUUUCACUUCAACAUCACAUAUAAACAAUGCAGUGGAGGCCAAUACUGGACUUGGAGCAGAGAAUUUCACUAUUUCAAUCCCUACUCCACUGAUGAAUCCAUUAAGUCCUGAAAGUUUAAGUAAUCCUCAAGUUCUUAAUGGUAAUAAUAAUAAUAAUAAUAAAUUUGAUCCAGUGAUUGAUAUUUAUAAUUUGGAUGCUUUUAAUAACUUACCUAUUGAUCAAAUCUUUGGUCUUCGUAAUGAUCAAGAAUGGUAAUUGUCAGAUUCUUGUUUAUAUAUAUAUAAUACAUAGAUUCGUUUCAUAGAGAUAAUAAUAAUAAUUAUAAUAAUAAC